CCCAAUCUUUGACGUCACAGGAACCGGACUGGUACCGGAUCGUUAUCUUUAUCCAACCGCAUUACUAAGUGAACCAAAACGUGUCGCUAAGAAGCGCCCUGCCUGCAUAUUUCAGUCUGCCGCACCUCUCUUGUUAUCGCACAGCUGUCAGCGAACUGUCAGCUCUGAGUAUGCCACCUUGAUCUCGGUAACACGGUGUAAAGCUGACCCAGCAGACAUGGCGGCCCGGUAGACGACCCGGUUAGCUUAAUCUCGCUGAGCUCCUCUUUUAUCCAGGUGUGCUGUUGGUAGAAACAUGGAGAAACCAUCUUCUUCUGACAGAGCAGAGCUCAAUGAGGGCACAGCCCUGGUGGAGGAUGGUGAAUUGCCUCAAGGUGCUGAAGGUGGAAAGGUAGAUCCUCGGACACUGAGGAAGAGAAGCUCCUCCCGUAAGAGUUUCCGCCUGGACUACCGACUCGAGGAGGAGGUGACAAAGUCCUGUCGGGACAAACAUGGGCGCUGGACCAACCCCUGGCCAACAUGGCGCUUCCCAUCCUACUCCAUGCUCUUCAGGUUUAUGGUUCUGGACAAAAAUCACAGCAAUGUGCCAACUAGCACAGAGGUUCUUGACAGUGAGCUCCCUGUAAUGGAGCCUUACUUUGUCCAAAACCCACAAGUGUUGGACUCUCAUGCUGGUAUGAGGGUAACCUGGCUGGGCCACGCUACAGUUCUGGUUGAAAUGGAGGGGGUUAAUAUUCUAACAGACCCGAUUUUUAGCCAGAGAGCAUCGCCAGUCCAGUUCAUGGGGCCCAAAAGGUACAGAGGACCCCCCUGCACAGUAGAACAGCUGCCAAGGAUAGAUGCAGUCGUCAUCAGCCACUCUCAUUAUGAUCACCUGGAUGCUGGAUCUGUUAGCAGCCUAAAUGCACGCUUUGGAGCAGAGCUACGCUGGUUCGUGCCUCUGGGUUUGAUGGACUGGCUCACCAAGAUGGGCUGUGAGAACGUGAUGGAGCUUGACUGGUGGGAGGAGAACUGCGUCCCAGGUCAUGACAACGUCACAUUUGUCUGCACACCCUCUCAGCACUGGAGCAAGCGGACAGCGUGGGAUGAUAACACGUCUUUAUGGGGAAGCUGGUCUGUUUUGGGUCCCAACCAUCGAUUUUUCUUCGCCGGUGACACAGGCUACUGCUCAUCUUUCCAGGAGAUCGGACGUCGCUUUGGGCCAUUCGACCUAGCAGCGAUUCCAAUUGGGGCAUACCGACCCAGGGAUGUGAUGCAGGGGCAGCAUGUGGAUCCAGAGGAGGCUGUUCAAAUUCAUCAGGACCUUCAGGCUAAACAGUCUGUCGCCAUACACUGGGGGACCUUCGCCCUUGCCUACGAGUAUUACCUGGAGCCUCCAGUUCGUCUCAGAGAGGCCUUGAAACAGAAGGGACUGAAACCAGAAUCGUUCUUCACUUUGCAUCACGGGGAGUCUCGGCUCAUAGCUUCAGAGGACAGGGACGUCUUUGAAUGAUGUGUCUCCAUCUGUCUUUGGACUAAAUCUGUAAAAAGAAACAAGACUGAUGAUGACAGCUCCACCUAAAUAAAAAUGAAUGUUUUAUGGUGCACAUAUCAA
Messenger RNA from Cyprinodon tularosa, 1594 nucleotides. RefSeq names its product N-acyl phosphatidylethanolamine phospholipase D (gene napepld). The transcript is spliced from 10 exons. Bases 296 to 1492 code for a protein of 398 amino acids. Lineage: Eukaryota; Metazoa; Chordata; Actinopteri; Cyprinodontiformes; Cyprinodontidae. Gene Ontology annotation, molecular function: N-acylphosphatidylethanolamine-specific phospholipase D activity; zinc ion binding. Gene Ontology annotation, cellular component: cytoplasm; membrane-bounded organelle. The record is from RefSeq and is a predicted model, not a curated record. Gene Ontology annotation, biological process: N-acylphosphatidylethanolamine metabolic process; N-acylethanolamine metabolic process.